AUUGGCGGCCGUGGAAGCAUCUGCUCCUUCAGGAACUGCAGGCUUUUGAAGUGGAUCCAUACCGGUCGGAUCCGGUGGAACUUGCUUUUACGAUGUGAUAGCGGAUCUAGAAACUCGUCGACGCUCUAAAUCCGGAUGUGAAUCGAUGAUGCACGUAUACAUUCCAAUGCAAUGCAGAGAGAUAAAAAUAUUCUGCGUGGUGUUUCUGCAAAAAACCCUGUGGAUAUAUGUUUUUAUUGAUACCGUAGGGAUCUGAUAACACGCGAGAUUAUUGACUGCAUUCGCGCGCGCGCAUCCGCGCAUGUGUGCGGCCCCGAGCGAGUGCUUGCGUGCGUACAAGUUGAAAUUUGGAUCAAGGUUAUGAUCGAGAUAUGACGAAGGAUUACAAUCUACUGUACAAGAUCAGAAAAUUGCAGCGAUAAUGGAAGAUAUGGAACUGAUAGCGCAAGGAGCGGAGGCGCGUCUGUAUAAAGGACUCUACUUGGGGAAGGCGACCCUGAUGAAGGAGAGAUUCGUCAAGAACUAUCGACAUUCGGAAUUAGACACGCGCCUCACCAAGGAUCGCAUCCGGGCCGAGACCCGUGCCAUUAUUCGGGCAAAAGCCGCAGGUAUACCGACGCCAGCCCUGUACCUGGUGGACUCGCACCGACGCAGGAUCUAUAUGGAAUACGUGGAGAACGCCACGAUAUUGAAACAAUUUAUAGACGACAAUAUUGCGGGAAAAACGGAUGUGGAUCACCUGUUGGAUUUCAUAGGACGCGGAUUGGGCACGCUCAUAGCUAGAAUGCACUCCAAGGAUAUCAUCCACGGCGAUCUGACCACGUCGAAUAUACUGCUCAAGAACGAUUGGAAUGAGCCGCCUUGCGAUAAUCAGUCCGAACCCGAGACACACUUUGUAAUGAUAGACUUUGGACUAGCACGAGUGGAUUCCACGCUGGAAGAUAAAGCGGUUGAUUUGUACGUUCUUGAGCGAUCGCUGCUUAGCGCACAUUCCGAAGUGACAACGCUGUUCUCCCGUAUUUUUCAGUCUUAUCGACAACAGUAUCUGAGCAAACAACAAUGCACCCAAGUACUCGCUAAAUAUAGACAGGUACAGGCGCGAGGACGUAAACGCUUGAUGGUCGGUUAAGAAAAGCGAAGGAUUUUCAAAGAUUGCGAUUGCAGUUCAAUAGAUGUAAACUAUACAUAAAUAUAUGCGAACAGGAAUGAAAUGUAUUGAUUGCAAACUGAAUGGUUGAUUAGGAUAAGAUUAAAGUACAUAAUAUGAGAAGGUAAGAAGAUCUUUAUACAGAUAAAUUAUAUUUGUAUGUAACAAUAUGUAAGAAAUCCAAGUAUAUAUAUGCAAGGGAGUAAGUUUACAUACGUAUGAGUUUGGCAACGGCAAUCGAUCUGUAUGAAAGGCUAUUGCUCUUUGAAUCCAAGGUUUGUAAUAAAUCAGUCAUAAUGUAAACCGGAGUAUAUAAUAAUCCAAGUCACC
Linepithema humile (Argentine ant) is the source of this 1477-nucleotide messenger RNA. RefSeq names its product TP53 regulating kinase (gene Prpk). Gene Ontology annotation, molecular function: protein serine/threonine kinase activity; ATP binding. Gene Ontology annotation, cellular component: EKC/KEOPS complex; nucleus; cytosol. The record is from RefSeq and is a predicted model, not a curated record. Gene Ontology annotation, biological process: protein phosphorylation. NCBI's taxonomy places the organism in Eukaryota, Metazoa, Arthropoda, Insecta, Hymenoptera, Formicidae.